AUGCCUUCCCUCAGUCGAAGCUUGGCCCUGGGGUACGUCAUCAUACUCCAGGUGCUUUACCUCUCCUUCGGCACUGGAGGAGGAAUCAUCAUCGACCUCGUUCUGGCCGCUUUUAUAGCAGUCUCCAGCAUCGCCGGCAUCUGGCUCAUCGCUUCAGCCAUCAUCCCUCGCAUCAGUGAGACCGUCCUCUCCAGUCGUCCUAUCGAAUACUACAUGACCUUCAAGCAUCCGGCAAAUGUCACAAAGAUCCCUAUGGCCACCUUCUGCCAGAUGUACCUCGACGGAGACGUCAAGAUGAACGGAGACACCCUGGCUAUGCUCGAGAAGAGAUACGACUGGGCUUCUUUCCGUCUGACCUUCGGUCUCAUCUACCACAUUCUCUUCAAGCUCAUCCCAAAAAUUGUUGAGGAUCUCUGCUUUCAUGAUGACGGAUAUGUCCACCCAGCCCACGGGAGACUCGAUCUUGGCGUACUCCGCGGCUUCCUGGGACCCCGGAUGAUGCACACUUCCGGUGUUGUCCGCGAUACCAAUAAGCAAGAAUCUCUCGAGGAACUCGAGAACAACAAGCUCGGCGUCAUCUGCGAGAAGAUCCACCUCAACUCGUAUCACAGAGUCCUCAGCAUCGGCUACGGCUGUGAAGCGCUAGCCAACUAUGCUCGUCGCAUCUUCCCGCACGUUCCGUUCACUGGUCUCAACCAUACCGGCCAUUAUACCAAUAUUCCUCCCAUCAGAGGCGGCUACAAGGAAAUCGUCUGCACGCAUCUCGCCGAGCACAAGGGCCCCGGCAACUCCAUGGCUCUGCACAUGGGUCCUGACGAGUAUGCAGACUUCUUCAAACACAUUCACAGCCUACUCGCCGACGACGGCAUCUUCUUCCUCGAGGGCGCGGGCGCGAAUGAGUUCUGGCAGUACGAGGAUAUCGUAUGGAGACUCCUGAUGGCCAGAUACGUCUGCCCCGACGCCGUUCCUUAUGCCUCGCUCGCAUCCUUGACCAACCAGCUCGAGACCGCCGGAUUUAGAGUCAAUAGUGUAGAGAACUUUGAUCGCCACUACUCUGAGACGGUUCGGAAGUGGUACGGCAACUUUGUCCGGAAUCGAGAGGCUUUGGUGGCCAUGUACGGCCCCCAGAUCUACCGGACGUUCGAGUUCUUCCUAGCUUAUAUGGUCAUAAUCUUCGGCCAAGGCAGCGCCAACUCUCACCAGAUCGUCGUAACCAAGAACCCCAGUUCUGUCGACCGAACCGAGUCUGAGCCUGAAGUUGAGGAGUCUUUUUGGGAUCUCUGCGAGUAG
Messenger RNA from Colletotrichum fioriniae, 1290 nucleotides. RefSeq lists its product as uncharacterized. NCBI's taxonomy places the organism in Eukaryota, Fungi, Ascomycota, Sordariomycetes, Glomerellales, Glomerellaceae. The record is from RefSeq and is a predicted model, not a curated record. Gene Ontology annotation, biological process: cellular response to biotic stimulus.